AUGAUUGAGGAUAAUAAGAAGAUACCUAGCACUUAACACAAACGACCAACUGCUGCGGAACUUAUCUCAGAUCAAUCUUCCUCAGAUGGUGAUUCAAAACAUUAUAACUCUGCAAAGAAAGUCAAUAAUUCAAUGCAAGACAAAUUAGCACUCAGAGUAGAGAAAAAGAAAAAACGUGAUCAUAAAAAACUAGUGAAGCAAGCACUCAAGGAAAAGAUACUUUAGGAUACUCUGAGUAACGAUCAGAUUAGAUACGAGUAAAUAAAACCAAGCAAUAUAGAUUUAGAUCUGGACGAGAAUCUGAUAGACUCAGCUUUGAACAUCCUAAAUAAAUCUAACGAGCCAAAACUUGACUUUAAAGACCCUGAGACUUAGAUUAAAGAUUUUCAGAAGAUAGUCAUACCAGGCACUAAUCUAAGUAUUUCUCAGAACAGGUAUAAAAAUGAAGAGAUUUUUGCAUUUGGUGGAUUCAUGGAUAAAGACAUUCCAAUUUACAAAAGAGUAAGCAGUUGCCGAUAAAUCAUAGGAUUAGAGCAUGAAAGAAGACUAAGUGCUCAAAUUCUGAUCGAUUUAAAUGAGAGAUUAGGCUAUUAUAACAAUAGAAUACUUAAGAGGAUUGCUAAGGAUAAGAAGAGAGAAGGUAAAAUGAGGUUUUACUAGGAUAUGGAUAGUGUAUUUGAUGACAGUGUAAAGGUUUAAACUGAUGCUCACAAAGUUAAGCAAACUGAAUUUGAGUUAAAAAAUCAGGUUGAUUUUAUAUCUAUCCCGCAGGAAAUACAAAAUAUGGAAAAAUCUGAAUAGAUUUCUGAGGAAAAGCAAUAAAUGGAAGAUUACCUGUCUGGCAAUUUGAAGAUCAACUAUAAUUAAGAUAAAUCGAUAAAUCAGAAAGAUAUGAAAUCUGUGAGCAGCUUAAUGAAUAGAAUCACUAGAAAUAAGCAGGAUAUCAUGGCUUACAUAGAAUAAAAAUACUCUUAACCUUCAUCUUAGAAUGAAUGUUUAUCAGUCUAACAAUUAGGAUCAAAUAGGACAUUAAAAGAAUCAGAUAAUAGAUGCAAUUAAAAUACUGAAAAUAAGCAGGCUGGCUAUCCAGAAAGAGCUUUUAAGACUUAUCAGGUUUUGAUUGAAUUCAAAUUAUCUAGAUUACUUAAUAUUGAAACAAGUGAUUAUGAAUAUUUUUGUGGGAAGGAGUAUCCUCAUAUUGGUGAGAUGUUAGGCUUUAAUGGAUAUCCUGAUUUUAUUAAAUUAGCAGAGCAAGGAAAGUAGGACACAAUUUUGGAAAAUAUGCUACCAAACAUAAUUAAAGAGGAUGAUAAAAUCGUCAGUAUUUAGGAAGACAUAUAAAUUUCUGAAAUUAAAGCUGAGAAUAAUGAAAUUGCUGUGCUAAAAUAAUGGAUUUAAAAUGAAAAGCUUUAGUACUUUAGUCUAAGGCCAAGAAAGACUUAUUUAGAUGAGGAUUUUAUACAAAUAAAUCCUGAAAGCAUAGUUUUCUAUGAUGAUGUUAAAGAAAUAAUAGAUAUGAUCGAUAUUAAGGAUUACUUUCAACUAAAUAGGAUACUGCUGAGUUUAAAUAAAUUUCUAGAGAUUCCAUUAAUAGAUACACUUAAUUGUACCACUUAUUAGAAAAAAUAACACUAACUAAUGAGUAGCCAAUUCGAAGAUUUAAAAUUAGAUCAAGAGAUAGUUAUCUACCCUGGAUUUCAUCAAUACUUUAAUUUUGAUAAGCAUAUUCCUAUACUAAUUGGAUCAGAAUUAAUUAAAGAAGGCUCAAUAGUAAUUCAAUAUGAGAAAUAUUUAAAUAAAGAUUACUAAGUUAGUAUUGUUCAGCUACUUAGUUCAUUCAAUGAAAUGGAGAGAUUCAAUAAGAAUGAAAUCAAUAAAAAAUUUAAGAGUUAAAUCCUCGUUGAGAUUAGCACUUUGUUCAAGAUUUAACUGUAAUUGACAUUAUAUUAAUAGCAAGAUCAGCUUAAUCAAAUUAUAUCUACUCAAGAAGUAAUUCUAUAAAUGAAUGAGAAUAACCAAAAGAUUUCAAAUGGGUAAUAAUCAUAGAGAUGCUAGUAUUGCUAGUAAACACAUCAAGGUGAUAACUUUGCGAAUUGUAUGAAAUAAAAUGGACUGUACUCAAAGACUGUUAUUAAGAGUUUUUUGAGUUACGAGAUUGAUAAAAUGUCCGCUAAUAAGGAUAUGAAAUUCAACAGGCUCGAAAGAAUUCUGAGGAUAUUUAAACUAUACUGGUCCAGUAUGAAACCUGUCAAUGCGAUCAAAGAAUUAUUAGAAGCUCAAAUUAAGACCAAAAAUGUCCAAUUACUUAAUGAUUAAAAUUCUAGAUUGAUACUUGAAGAUGUUGAGGAAAUAUAAAUGAUAUGGAAAUCAUCUAAGUUUAAGGAUAUCAUUAUGGAAAAGGAGUUAGAAUCUAUGAGAGAUCUUUAUAUUCAAAAAGGUUUAAGAAUAAACCAGAGUGGUCUAAUUGAUGAUAUUCCAAUACCAAGCACAAAUUAAAUCUAGUCAGACCAUUAAAAUGUUAAUUAAUGA
Stylonychia lemnae is the source of this 2529-nucleotide messenger RNA. NCBI's taxonomy places the organism in Eukaryota, Ciliophora, Spirotrichea, Sporadotrichida, Oxytrichidae. The record is from the annotation of a GenBank genome assembly.